CACAAAGCGACGGGUGCGGGGCCAUCUGCCGCUGUCAGGGGAGGGGUUCCAGGCGGCGGCACGUUACCAUGGCAACAGCAGGGAAUUUCGUGGCGUUCUUUGGAGUUUCUCUCGCUUUUUUGGUUCGGACGAGGGGCAGCUGUUAGCGCGGCACCCGGGAAGCAAAUCACGUAAAUAAAUUACUCGAAAUAGAAGUAGCAGCCCCCUCGGGCUGCAGCACCGGAAGAUCGUCCUGAAUUGAAAUGACCACCUUGUGCUGGCAUUGAUCAAGCUAAAUUCGCAUUGAAGUGAUUAGAGCACAAUCUUGGAUGUGAAAGUUAAAUGGGCCCAAUCAGCAGCAUGUCUCCAUUGAAGAAAGGGGAGACCUCGGGCACAGGGGAGCCUUGCAGCUUGAAUUCAAACUGUCCAGCAGAUGUUCUUCCAGAGGUGACGGGUGGUUCCAGGCCCAGAACUAUUUUUGCAGAGAAAGGAAUGACAGAUGAUGAGGAGCUUACAAACCUGAACUGGCUUCAUGAAAAUAAAAACCUCCUCAAAAACCUUAGUCUUGGCAGUGAGAUGCUACGUAGUGUUAGUCCUACUCGUGAUGUUACUGAGGAAGACACUUCACCUUUGCCACUCUCUGAUUCACAUAACAAUGAGAAGGGUGGAUUGAACUCCAAGCCUCCCUAUUCAUUUAGCUGCCUUAUUUUUAUGGCGAUUGAUCACUCGGCCAGAAAAUGUCUGCCAGUCAAGGAUAUCUACAAUUGGAUAUUGGAACGUUUUCCUUAUUUUACCAAUGCACCCACUGGCUGGAAGAACUCUGUAAGGCACAAUCUUUCCUUGAACAAAUGUUUCCGGAAAGUGGAAAAGGGUCAUGGCAAGACUGUUGGGAAAGGCUCACUGUGGUGUGUAGACCCGCAGUACAGGCCCAACCUCAUCCAGGCUCUAAUGAAGACUCCAUAUUAUUCAACAAUGCAAAUCUUCUGCACACCACCAGCCUCUCCUCCAAGUGCAUCACCACCUCCUCACCACCUCACAUCAACGUCGCCACAGCUCCGAGACAGCCUACAGAAAAGUUCUGAUAUUGAUGCUGCCACUGCUAUGAUGUUGCUGAAUUCUUCUCCAGAACAAAGACUUCCUCAGUGUAAUUCAUCCCAGCAACACAGUCCAGUGCUAAGCAGAAAACGUAGUCACAAACGUGCAUUUUCAAAGCAUGCCCCAAUCACAGUGAAAAUGCCCGAAACCACAAUCAGAACAAGAGAGAAUGUGGAAGCUUCUCCAUUACAGAAAGGUAGCAAAGGUCUAUCUGGCUUUCCUGUCAUCAACAGUAAUCCAAAGGAAGAUCACAAUUACAGUGCAAAUGGAACAAUAUCUCUUCGCAGUGAAUCAAGGUCUAGUGUCUCAUCCUUCUCCUCGGUGGAAGAAGUCUACGAAUUUAUUCCAAAAGCUAGCCGUCAGGGAAGUGAUGGAAGUGAGGGUUUCCAUAGCGAUGAAGAGUCUGAAGGGGAUGACCUGUUAGGUGCCAGUGCCUCUAAUGUGUUGCAAUCAGCUGGGAAUAACUGCAGGGCAAUGCAACAUGAAGUUGAUGAAGAACUGAAGGAAGCUGCUGGUUCACUUUUGCAUCUUGCUGGAUUCUUUAGUCAGUGAACCAAGAAAAAAUGAACAAGAAACUGUGCAAAAUAGCCGGUCUCCUUUUCUUAUCUCCCAUUGUGUGUCAAUGUGGCAAUAUUCUUCAAAGGGAUCCUUCUCAAAAGGACCAUAAAAGCCAUACAAAGACAGAGGUGCUUGUCCUUCUGCAUAAACUGCCAUAUGUUUGCUCCUAUUCUGAAAACGAGCAGCUCUUUUUGGAUUUGUAUCAAUGCUUUAAAUAUGAACAUCUUAAAGAUCUAUUGAUUUCUACAAGUCCACAACACAUGCAAUUGAUCAGUCUACACACAUCAAAGUAGGUGUUCAAAUUUUCAUUGGUUAACAUAACUAGGUGCAAAUUAAGAAUUUUUUAGGAAAAAAUGAAUAUGGUUGAAGAGGGGUGGUGGGGCUUUGCAAUAUUUUAGACAUCUUGGAAAUUGUAAACAGUAUUUUCCCAAACUAACAUGUUGGUAAAGAUACUUAAAAGUUAACCAUCUCUCACAUGUUUUCCUUUUUACAAAUAUGCUUAUUUUGGUUCCCAGUGAACACUGAAUUGCUGCCAGUGGCACAUCACUAGAUUCAAGAAGAAUUACAUAAACCUUUCUAAGGUGCUGGUUUCUCUGACACAAGCAGCCAUCAUUAAUCACCAUUCUUCGUGCUUAGGUUAACUCAAUUAGCCAUGUGGCUGUGUGGGAUAUCAUAGCAAGGUUUAGUUCUUAUCAAUAGACACAUUAUCAUACACGUUUUCUAUCAUGCAAUGCUGUAUGUGUUGGAAGGCGGUUAAAUAUUUCCUCUGUACAGCAUUUAUGAUAUUUAUUAUGGCUGCUGCCCAGGCUGCAAUUGGAUAAAUUAAUGAAGAUUGUGAUGUUGCUGCACUUUACAAUGGAACAAAGUUGAGAUUGCUAUGCAGUUUAUUAUAAUUCUUUUUAGAAAAUAUUAUGACGUAGUCAUGCUUCCAUGAUCUUUUUGGACUAUGUUGGCUAUUUGCAGAAACUAUUAAUGGGAGAAGAUUGGCUUUAUGUUUUCAAUUGUUCAAACACAAAUCUCAGUUGGAUUUGUUAAACUGAUGCACACCUGGGAGCCAUAUGAUAGCACAACCCUGUAAGCGACUCUAUCAAAAGACAUUACUGUAUCGGUCACAUCAAAGAGGGUUAGAUUACCUUUAUGUAGUAAGCAAGCAAUACCUCUUGCUGUGCAAGUUAGAAUUAAAAUCAGCAUGCAAUGCAAAAGUAACAUACUACCAAUUUUUAACCUAAGGAAAAAAAAAAUUAGAAAAUUGAUGUACAUGCUAUUGAAUCCUAAAAUUCUAAUGCUUAUGGUAAAGAUUCAUGAUGUCACAUAAAUCUACUGACCAGAAGGGGGCCUUGUAAUUCAUUCAAAUGUGCUUGUUAAUUUUUCUUCUUUAAUUAAUGUUCUUCGUUUGAAAAUGUUAUUUAUGUUUUGCACCAUAACAGACACAGAGUUGGUCAACUGUAAGAUAUUAGCCUUUACUGAUCCCUGAAAUAGUGUGAAAUAAGUAGAACAACCAGAGAUUUUCUUCUUCACUGCGCCAGGAAACUGCAAACACAAAAUCAAUUUGCUACAAUGCAUUUGUACUAUGUUGGGACUGUACUAUUUUGUGCAAAUUUUAACUUGUCCUCUAUUUGGAUUGUUGAUCAUGUCUCAACAUAUGCAAUACUCUUCGGAUACGGUGUUAUAUUGUCUGAGCUUUUUUUAAUGUGCACAAUAUUCAAUAAGCCCUACUAAAUGAACUUUUUUUUGUGGUUGUAUGUUAUUGGGAGAUUGAGAUUGUUGUAGGAGGAACAGCAGGCAGAUUACUAAUUCACCUUGCCUGGGAGCACAUUUUGGAGCGUAUAUUAUGAUUUUUAUUGUGCUCCAUUCUUGUGAGAGUUUUACAGCGUUACGCUGAUAAUGUGCUACAGCUGAAGCAGGAUCAAGAAAAAUAUAACAAUGUAAAUCCAACCUUUUUUGAUAUUCUUAAUUGUCAUGGGCAGUACUAAAUCCAAGGAUAAGGGUUUUAAUUUUACCUAGUGCCUAUCGGAGGGAAAUGGUGGGAGGGAGGGGGAAGGAAGGGAAAUAUCAAAUUGUAGCCUGCUUCAUCACCACCACGUGCCAUUAGAAUCUGACUAGCAUUUCUACAGCAUAAUUCCAUAAUACCCCAAUUUGUUGUGUUGCUCACUGAAGCAGAUGAAGGCCUCGUAAGCUAAUGCUAACCUAUAUUAACUUUAGUUUGAUGGAAAUGUACUGCAACUCUCUAAUCUUGUGAUUCAGAUCGAUAGCUGUCAGGUGGAUCAAGAGACCUUCCAAGAUAAGUCAUAGUUGUUCUUUUAUGAUAUAAAGAGGAGUGAGAGAUAUUCUUUGGAACAUCUGGGCUUUGUUGCCCUGUACUCCACUUACCAAUUUUCCCAGAACCUAUUUGCUAUGAUUUGUUUUUUGCUGACAAGCCAACCUUUGCUGCCAGACACUGGCAUUUUGCCGAAUUAAGUUUCAUUGUAUCUGCCAAGUAGUUUGUACUUUUGCCCAUUUCAGUACUUUUGCCCUUAACGGAAGAGGCACAUGUUUUAAAUAAAAAUUGGGCAUGUGAAUGUAUUUUGCAGUUUCCCCUGAAAAUUGAAUGGGAAUUAAAAUCAAUCUUAAAGUAACAUUGUAGAUCCACAUUAUAGAAUUGGUCUGGUUAGACAUACAAGUUAAUAUUUUAAAAAGAGAAUAUAAAAUGGCAGAAGCGUUCAACAAAUCAGAGAUCAUCUGAAGGCCAGGGUCACGAAGCAAAAAAUUAAAACUACCACUCUACAAAUGCUCACCAACCUGUUGAAUAUUUCUAUAAUUUUCUGGUUUAUUUUAGAUUUAAAAAAAUCUAGAUGCUGGAAUUCUAAUUAGUUAACAUUUCAAACCACUGAUCUUCCAUCAGCACUUUGUAUUUCAAAUUUUCAACCUACACACAAUUUUUAUGUCCCCUUACUUGAUGAGUUUGUUGCCAUUGGUUAACUUUUUUGUUAUCCACUAAUAUUGUUAAGCUGACACAUCAGGUCUCUCUUAGGAAGAAUUGCAUUCGAACUGAUGUACAUGGAAAGCUUUUCCAAAAUUGUAGCAUUAAAUUUUUGAUUUUUGGACGUUGGUGAAUUAAAUGUGUACUUAACAGUCUACUGUUUUGUGUAAAUAUAGAAUACUGUCCUGUGGGGACCAUUUAUUUUCAAGUUUAUUUUUCCAUAUUUUCUGACCCUGUAUAUUUUGGAUAUCAGAAGAUUUUUAUUUUUGGAGAUGUUGUAAUGGGGAUAGUAUGAAUAUGAUUUUUUAAAAGUUUCUUUGUUAAAAAGAGCACAGGCCAACUGCCACAAAAAAUCACCUUUCCUUUGGUCUUGUAGCAAUAUGUGAUUUUUAGAACGUUUACCAUGCUAUUUCCAAAUACUGAAGAAUAAUAACUUCCUAAUGUUCUUUUUUAAAAAAAGAUGUUCAAUAUUAUUUUUCCCUCGUGUGGUUCUGUCCUGAAGGAGGUUAAGCGUCUGAAAUCUAUAAGAUCAGUUAAAGGAUAGUUCAUAGGCAGUGAAAAUGGUGGGUUUUUUUCAUAUUGCAUUGUAUGUACAUUUGCACCAUGUAUUCAAGGUGUUCAUAAGAGACAGAUCUUAUGGUAAACUGGCAUAUCUUAAUUGUUAAAUUUUCAUAAAGAAAUCCCCAGGGAGACAAAUUGUAUGUUAUACAAAAUAAUCUUUGGUUAGUAGAGCUAAGCAUAGGCAAGAAUAUCAGCUUCAGGCUACAUCCUCCCCUGCAUAUUCAGUUCCUUUUAUGGAGUACAGCUAAUUACUGAUAUUCUUUCAUGUGUUUAGUACUGUGACCAAAUACUAUUUGUUUGUUUUUCCUCUACAGAUAAUACUGAAGGAAAUGUCCAGCUUACUAUUUGAUAAUAUUGUCCAGGGACAAAUUUUGUGACUUUAACAUCUGCUGGACUGCUUGAUUUUCAUUUCCAUAUUUUUCCUGUCAAGUUGAGGUUUCCAGCAACUUUGGCUAUAGUUCAGAGGCCAAGUACCCUGAGAGCUUUUAUGUCCCAUUUGAUGGGAAGAAGGAGAGGAGAGCAUUUUUAAUUUUAGUUUUAAACUAGUUGGCAGCAUAGACUUAAAACAUUCUCCCCUGAUCACGCUGAUUGAAUAAGGCCUAUGCAAAUACACAGGCUGAGAAGUUAUGUAAGCAUAUAGCUACAAAAUGUAUUAAUUUAUUUUCUUAUAACAUUGUAAUAUAUGUCACAAUUUCUUUCUAGUUUUUAUGUGAACAUGUUCAAUGAAAUAAUUUGCUAAAUUCUUCACUACCCCAUCAUCCUAAAAUAUCCAUUAACAAGAAACAUUAAAGUUUGAAAGAUUAUGUUCACAUUUUCCCAUUCCUUUUGUGUAUGGGUCAAUUAUCCCUUUAAAAGGAAAAUAGUGAAUUAUUAUCUAUCUAAAAUUAUUUUCCUAAUACAUAGUAACUGCGUUUUUCCAUGCUCCUAGUGUAAUUAAAAUAACAUUUUGGAUACUCGACAGGUCAGGCAGCAUCGGUGGAGAUGGAGUUUUAGUUUCAAUAAUCUUUCAAUAGAACUAGGUAACAAUUUUCUUAAAGCCACAUUUGGCUCUGUACUCCAGACAACACCAGCAAAUCUUACUAAUCAAUGUUCCCCUCUUUCUCGGCUGUUGUACAAAUAGACAGUAGAUGUGCUCCAUUUCUUACUGCACCGUCCUUUGGUGAAUGCCUCCUUGCCAAAGUUUGAGAAGUAUAUAUUUUUAUUUUCCUUUGGCCCUUUUAUAGAAUGUACAUUGUGUUCUUGAAGGGGUGGACUUUCUCACUAAAAAUCUCGAAUACAUUUGGUUGCCAAGUUUGGGCUAUGCUGAAAUUGAAUCAAUUAACAGAAUACAAAUUUUCACCAUGCAGAUAUUUGGUGGGGUACCUAUUUACAGUUUGCCAGCCAAGAAACAACUAUGUAUAUAAUUGCUAUUGGAUACCUAAAUGUGGCUUCAUUUUUUUUAACAUCAUAACUUUUCCCCCUACAGCAUUCUUCAAUGUACAUUAGUUAUUCGGAGCUAUAAAAUACUGUUCAUAAACAAAACAUUGCCAUGAAAAAAUGAUAAAAAUGGCUGCCACAACAAAUAAAAUGGCUGUCAGUUCAACAACAUUAAAGAUGAUGUUUGUUUACGUGCCUUUGUUACCUGCAGAACAAUUUGAAAUCUUCUAAAUGAGCUAUUUAUCAAUUAAAAACUAUUAUUUG
Messenger RNA from Leucoraja erinaceus (little skate), 6832 nucleotides. RefSeq names its product forkhead box protein N2-like. Gene Ontology annotation, cellular component: nucleus. Bases 322 to 1626 code for a protein of 434 amino acids. Gene Ontology annotation, molecular function: DNA-binding transcription factor activity; cis-regulatory region sequence-specific DNA binding. The record is from RefSeq and is a predicted model, not a curated record. Gene Ontology annotation, biological process: regulation of DNA-templated transcription. The transcript has 8 exons. Lineage: Eukaryota; Metazoa; Chordata; Chondrichthyes; Rajiformes; Rajidae.